UUUAUUCACUGGAGAGAGAGAGAGAGAGAUCAACGUGGCCCGUCCCAACUCAUCUUUCACGUCGUCAUGAGACUCUCUUCUCUCUCUCUUCUCUCCCUCUCCAUCUCUAAUGACGCCAAUAUAAUCGUCUCGACUUAGGGCUUUGCCAUCUUCUCCCCCUCUCUCGCUAUCUCUAUGUUUCUAUUUCAAUUCUCUUUCCCUGCAAUCCUCAUCAAAGGAGAUAAAUCUGAAUACUAAAUUGUUUGCGAUAAUGGCGAAGAAAACAACGAGUAGAAAGGGAGGGAAGGUAGAGCAAAUUCACAUUCCAAAGUGUUGUCAGCAACCCAGAAGCCGUGCCCCCAAACCUCGCACCGACUUCUCUCCUUUCGUCUGCUCAUCGUCCACGUCCUCUGCGUCAUCUUCACCUUCUUCUUCCCCUCCUGAAGCUGCCGCCACCACUGCUGCCGGCGAUCGCCUUGCUUUUUAUACUUAUCGUCGUCGUCGUGGUCCUGCACUGGAGCUCUUGAGCUGCAAAGAUGGUUUAUCCAGCAUCACAACAGCUAGCGUGGAGCAAGGAUGCAAGGAAAAUGAAGCACCCAAGUUCCCUUUGGUUCAGUCUAGUCCCAAGAACAAAGGACAGGAAGGACUCUUGUCAGAUUCAGUUGGAUUACAACUUACUGAAGCUGACUCAGUUUAUCAAAAUGCAAUGUUGGAUAUCUGUGAUGCUAGGAACAUCAGAAGGCAUGUCUCUGAUACUGAUGGAACAUUAGCUUUUACUCCUGAUAAAUCUACGUCACGAAUUUCAGAAAGCAAUGAUGUUUGGAUAAUUCCUGGAAAUAUAGUGUGGGCUAAAACAGCUUGCCAGAUGUGGUGGCCUGCAGAAAUCAUGGGAGAAAGUUCAACUCCGAUUAGUACAAGUAAUCAAUGUGUUGAUGGACAAGUUCUAGUGCAAUAUUUUGGAAAACAUGAAUGUGCUUGGGUUGAUCCAGUUGGAGAUCUUUCACAGUUUGAGAAUUGCUUUGAAUCAAAGAGCUGCAAUCCUAUGAAAUCAUUUCAGGAUGCUCUGAAACAAGCCUUGCACAGGAAAGAACAGAUAGACUCAUUUAGAUUGUCAGAUCAAAGUCCUGAUGUUCAAAACAUCCAGACACCCGAAAAGUGGAAUGCAUCAAGCUCGAGCAGAACAGAUGGUGAUCACUUGGAGAGAGGAAGGGGUAAAAGGAAACGGAAGCCAAAAGUUCAUUUUGAUGAGGUGACAUUUCCAAUGAAACCAGUGAAGAAAGUACGGAGAUUCAGGAUAAUGCGGUAUCUUGGCCUUGUAGCUCCAAUUGGAUCCCCCUUCUCACUCACUCCCCAUUUAAGAACUACUUAAAAAGUCAUAUGGUGCUAUCGCCUCUCAUCAUCUUUCCUUCUCCUUCUGAUCUUUUCAAAAUUAAUUUCAUCUUCUUUACGCUUGUGAUAAGAUUAUGGGUUGUAUUUAUGGUGAGAAAUUUCCUUGUCAAUAGACAAUGAUCCAUCUCUCACUUUGUAUCAUAUUAGUUGUUUGAACAAUUAACAGGAGAUUGUGUUUGGUCCAAUUGCUGUUUCUACCAGAAGUUUUUUGGGUCGAUCAAUACAGAUACAGAUUGGUGAGAGAUGUGUUCCUAGAA
Messenger RNA from Nelumbo nucifera (sacred lotus), 1625 nucleotides. RefSeq lists its product as uncharacterized. The record is from RefSeq and is a predicted model, not a curated record. Lineage: Eukaryota; Viridiplantae; Streptophyta; Magnoliopsida; Proteales; Nelumbonaceae.